GCCGCUGGUGUGGACAUGUCCGCCAUGUUUUCCGCGGCGCAGGGAGCGGACCAGCCAGGAAAAACGGCCCCUACAUCCCGUUAAACCCGCACACUGAUGAGUCCUCCCGCCGGUUACUGGAGCAGGGGACACCGAUGAGCUCUACUGCGGCCGACACAGUCGCGUCCGGAGCGGAUUCACGUCGGUAGUGGUGCGGGUUUGUGGCGGGAUUCACGGCUCCUUUGGAUUGUCGCUGAUUUGGCGCAAACAAUGAGUAAACUCUCGUUCCGGGCGCGAGCGCUAGACGCCGCCAAACCGCUCCCGGUUUACCGCAACAGAGACCUGCCGGACCUGACCGACUGCGUGUCCAUUAACCGGGCCGUCCCGCAGAUGCCCACCGGGAUGGAGAAAGAAGAAGAGCUGGAGCACCACCUGCAGAGGGCGAUCUCGGCCCAGCAGGUGUUCAGGGAGAAGAAGGAGAACAUGGUGAUCCCUGUACCUGAAGCAGAGAGUAACACCACCUACUACGACCGCCUGUACAAGGGAGAGGUCAAAGUUCCCAAACAGCUCAUCCACAUACAGCCUCUGGGUCUGGACCUGGAGCAGCCGGACUACGACAUGGACUCAGAGGACGAGACGCUGCUCAACAGACUGAACAGAAAGAUGGAGAUAAGACCUCUGCAGUUUGAGACCAUGGUGGACCGACUGGAGAAGGCCAGCACACACCAGUUGGUCUCUCUGGCGGAGGCGAAGCUGCUGCUGAACGAGGAUGACUACCUGCUGAAGUCGGUGUACGACUACUGGGUGAGGAAGAGGAAGAAUUGUCGGGGUCCGUCUCUGAUCGCUCACAUCAAACAGGAGAAGAGGGACGGAUCCACCAACAACGAUGCCUACGUGGCCUUCAGACGGAGGACGGAGAAGAUGCAGACCAGGAAGAACCGGAAGAACGACGAGGCAUCGUAUGAGAAGAUGCUGAGACUAAGGAGAGAGUUCAGCCGCACCGUCACCAUCCUGGAGAUGAUCAAGAGGAGGGAGAAGUCCAAGAGAGAGCUGCUGCACCUCACCCUGGAGGUGGUGGAGAAGAGGUAUCAGACAGGAGACUUCAGUGGAGAUGUCCUCAGAGAGGUCUCACUCCCUCUUGUGGAGAAACCCGUGUACAGCAGUCCAGUCACUCUGAGCAACAGCAGCAGACACAAGACAGACAUCAAGAUCAAGAUGCAGAAGAAGCAGGAGUCCAUCAGAGAGGAGCUUCCCUUCGACCUGCUCAGACCAAAGAAGAAGAACAUCAGACGGGACAGAUUAUAUCCUCCACAGAGACGCCCCGGUCGACCCCCCGGUCCCUACACCGUCAACAUGGCUGACAUCAAACAGUACGAUUUCCACAGCUCAGGAGAGGACGACUGUUCACCGCCACCGCUGUCUCCUCCGUCUUCUCCUGAUGAGGAGAACAAUCCUGACGGAGUCUUUGUCUUCAGGAGGAAAGCUGGAUGUCAAUAUCUCUCUCCCUUUACGGAGCAGACAGGUGGAGACGACCAUCCGGAGCUCCUCCCUCUGCGUCUCCGUCACUCUCUGACUGAACUGUCUCUGCCACCUCAUUGGACGGGACUGAGCCGCCGCAGGAUAGGACGAGGGGGCAGGAUCAUCCUGGACCGAGCCUCCUCAGCUUUGGAUCCAGUACUGAAGCAGCUGGACUCUUUAGCACAUCCGGUCUUCAGGACCAGAACCGGUACCUGUGUCCACCGGGAUCACGCAGUAACCCUGGACUGGAAACCUUCCCUGUCUUCAGGAACCCCCCUCCCUUCCCUGACUGAAGUCCUGAACAAUAUCCAGAACCUGAGGAGGUUCUGCUUUAGACCCAGACCGGUUCAGGACCAGAGGGAGGGCAGGACCACAGGGUUCACACUGGACGACAACAGACUUACCUGUCGUCUGUCACCUGACCCUAACCCUGUGUCAGCAGGGGGCAUCACAGAGGAGCAGUACCACAGUCAUCAACAGCAGCUGGUCCAGAUGCAGAAACAACAGCUGGAACAGCUGCAGCUACAGAACAACGCUGCUUCAUACAGACACACAGUGCUGCACAGAACACAGUCCACCCGGUCAGGUGAGUCAGGUUCGAAGACUCUGGACUCGGCCAGCGCUCAGUUUGCAGCCUCGGCUGUGAUCAGCGCCCCUCCCCCUCCUCACGGUCACGUCAACAGUGAGAUCAAAUCCUACAAGACCAGUGUCAACGGAGUUCACCCUACAGGUCCCUCCAGGCCACCGUACUCCUCCCCCUCUCUCAGCAGGUUGGGGCCUUCAGCUCGAGGGUCAUUACCUUCCUCCUCCUCCUCCUCCCCUCAGUCCCUCCCCAACCAGAGGAGCCAGGUGGGAGCUGUCUCCCCCGCCCACCCCCACACUGCUCGACCCUCCGCCCCCCCAACGUCUGCCUUAAAGCUCGCCACCGUCGCUGCCAGCCUUGACCGAGUGCCCAAAGUCUCCACUGCCAGAGACUCGAACGAGCCGGAGAGACGUGUGAACGGACUGUCAGAGACCACACUGCCCAUGGAGGUCACAUAACAUCAUAUCCCAUCAGCCCCUGCUCCUCCUCAGUGUCUGACCGGUGAAUGUGACACGCUGUGACCUCCAGAACAGAAGAAGAAGAUGGCGUCUGAAUAGAAUCAGAACUUUUACUGAGUGUUGAUAUUAUUACUAUUAUAAUUGUUAUUAUUGUAAUAAUUGUUGUACAGUUUGUAAAUGUCUCAUGUAAAAUAGAUUUUGUUUCAUCACUUUAGUUUCUGAAGCAGCUUUCAUCAUGUGACUGCAGAAUCAACUCUGAUUGGUCCACAAUAUGUCCUGUAUCUCCACUCUGAUUGGUCCAUGAUGAGUCUGUAUCUUGGCUCUGAUUGGUUAUUUAUUUCUUAUGUUUACAUUUUGUAUUUCUUUUAACUGUUGUUUUUUCCCAAAGAUUGAAAACAUUGAUUUGGUGUCACAGAUGAAAUAUUUGUGAACCGUUAGUUUUUACUUUUACGUGUUUGUUCCUCUCUGCCUUCUGAUCACUGAAACCCUCAUUCAAUAAAAAUAUGCAUCUUGUAAAGAGACGAUGAUCUGCAGCUGUAACAGAGUUUUUAUAUCAUGA
This is a messenger RNA of Seriola dumerili (greater amberjack), 3097 nucleotides long. It is a transcript of the gene epc2, whose product is annotated as enhancer of polycomb homolog 2. Gene Ontology annotation, biological process: regulation of transcription by RNA polymerase II. The transcript is spliced from 14 exons. The record is from RefSeq and is a predicted model, not a curated record. NCBI's taxonomy places the organism in Eukaryota, Metazoa, Chordata, Actinopteri, Carangiformes, Carangidae. Gene Ontology annotation, cellular component: piccolo histone acetyltransferase complex. The coding region runs from base 250 to 2538 and encodes 762 amino acids.